UUUAACGUGGCAUCCGGAAAGAGUGUCGUUGCAUAUUUAGCUACGUGUUGUUACCGGCAAAAACAGAUUUAUCCAUAAUGAUUGAAAUUUUAAAGACAGUUUUGAUAUUUGUAGUUGCAACGAUAUUCUUCGAAUCAGCUCAUUGUUUAUUUGUUAACAUAGAUGCAAAUGCUGAGGAAUGUUUCUUCGACAAAGUGACAUCGGGAACGAAAAUGAGCCUGAUGUUUGAGGUUGCAGAAGGUGGCUUUCUUGAUAUUGACAUAAAGAUUUAUGGUCCAGAUGGCAAAGUCCUUCAUCAAGGAGAACGAGAAUCUAAUGGCAAAUACACCUUUGCAGCCCAUAUGGAUGGAAUGUACAAAUAUUGUUUUAGUAACAAGAUGUCCACUAUGACACCUAAAACUGUCAUGUUCUCAAUGGAUUUAGGAGAUAAACCUAAAGGAGGAGAAAAUAUGGAAUCAGAUGCUCAUCAGAAUAAAUUAGCAGAAAUGAUCAAUGAAUUAUCAACAGCUCUGACAGGAGUUAAACAUGAACAAGAAUAUAUGGAAGUUAGAGAAAGAAUUCAUAGAUCAAUAAAUGACAACACCAAUUCAAGAGUAGUACUAUGGUCAUUCUUCGAAGCUUUAGUACUGGUAGCAAUGACAUUAGGACAAGUAUAUUACCUGAAAAGAUUCUUUGAAGUACGACGGGUGGUGUAGGCUGAUAAUAAAUUUAGGAGAUACACUUUACAAAUUCUCACACUGUGCAGCUAAAAUAUAACACCCAAUCAUUUUCAGUGGUUAUAGUGCUAACAUAAUUGCAUUUUUAAAAAGACAUACAAAUGUAUUGUACUAUGCUUAGAUUAAUUGUCACAGUGUAUAUAUUUAUUUGUACUAAGGUUUGUAGGGAUAAUGUUAAUAUUUUACCAACAAGUAUCAGAUUAAUGCAUUGGAAAAAUUUUGUUGCUUAGAAAAAUUAAUCAGAAUUUGAUCAACAAAUUAUGAUGGUAAUAAGAUAAGUUCUGGGUCCUCUGUCAUAAAACUGUACUCAGUACUCGGAGUACAAAAUUUGUGCUCGAAACACCAAAUCCAGUAUUUUGAUUGGUUGAUUUCUGAGUCAGAGUACGAUAAUCGUGCUCGAAACUUUUAUAACCUCAAGGCCUGAUAUGUAAAAUUAUAGUACAGAAUACUGUUUAGUGUCUAUGAAUAUUGAGGAUAAACCAGAUGUUAAUUUUACUUUGCUGAUAAUUAAAUAGAUGGCCAUGCAAUAUUUGAGUUUUGAUAGGAACAGAAACACAAGUCUGUAUUUGCCAGAAUGUUAUUUUCAGUGGAACAGUAUAUUAACACCAUCAUUAUAAUUUUGAUUUCUACAUGAAAAUGAUUAGGUUAGAUGUUUUAGCUUGAUAUCAGUUCAUCCAUCAUUCCAUAUUGAUAGUACAUUGUACUUACGUUACAAUAUGUUUCAUCAUCUAAAGGUAGUUAUUAAAGAUAAUUAAAAUUAUUGAUAUUUAUUCUGAUAAAGCAGAUUUUAAAUCAAGGCUUGCCUCGAGUUCUAUAAAAGAUUCAAUAUUUGAUAUUUACAAUAGAAUUUUGAAUUGUUCAAAAUAAUGAAGGAGGAAAAAAAAUCUGCAAUGUAUUUUUAUAGCAUUGUAUAAAAUUUAGACAAAAAAAAUCAGUAUGAAUUCCUACAUAAACAUGAUAAAAGGAUUUAUAAGGGCAGAGAGAGAUCUCACUGCUUCUGAGUGUUGUUUCAAGUAUUAAAAAGCUUAAUACCAUUUGAAAACCUAAAUUUUUAUUUUACAGUUAAAGAAUUAAAAAAAUUGUGUUUGUAUAAACAUCAAACUUGAAACUUUUAAUACAGAAUCACUUGAAGUAAUUGAAAUUGUUCAUGUUCAUUCAUAAUUUCUAGAAACAGAAGUUCAAUAGUUUAUAUUAAGAUAUGGUACAUGGUACAUUUUUUUAAUUUUAUUUUUGUUUGAGUUUAAAUAUAUUUCAAAAUGUUUGUGUAUUACUAAAUGUAGGGACUUAAUAAAUUCAUAAAUAUGGGAGAAAAAGGUUAAGUUGAGAAACACAAGAUAGUUUUUUUAUCUAACCAUAGAUUAUGCAACCAGAUUUUUAAAUACUUUUCUCUACAAUGCAACCGUCACUAUGUGUUAACAAGUUGAAACCAAGUCAUUUAUAAAAAAGCUAUUCAAGCUACAUUAUUGUUCUGCAAAAGCUUAUUCCUACUGACAUUUUUUACCUAAGACAUAUAUAUAUGUAUUUACUUUAAUAAUUUUCUUCAUGCUAAGUUUAUUGUGUUCGUUCUUUUAUUAUGUAAUAAGUAUUAAUGUGUAAUAGGUGUUGUUAGGAUUAAAUUUGACUGUAGUAAAUUUACCAUGAACACUUAAUGGAUACACAGUGUUGAUCCAGCUUGUUAACAAAAAAAUCAAAGAUGAAAUGUGCUCUCAUUAAUCUGGAAUAUUUGGGAGAAAGUUGAAAGCAAAGGCAAAAUUUAAUAGAGGCUUCUUUAUUAUCUUGAAAUGAAACUGGAAUAAUAAGAUAAAUUUUCUCUCUGUGUGCUCACUUUACUUACUUGCUUGUUAGAGGGACAUUAUUACAAGUUUACAUGUAAAAUGUUAAUAUUUUUGCAUGUUUUGAUGUUUUAAUGAAAAACUGCCAGUUAAAGAUAUAUGGGACAGUUAAAAUCUCUGAACUAAGUGGUAAAAUAAAAAGUGCCUUGUGAUACCUCUCAUACACCUUUCAGUAAAUAAAACUUUGCAGAAAUUUGAGUUUAUAAUUUAUGUGAGCAUUGAUAAAGAUCAGAGAAAACUUAUAUAUCAAAGGUGGAAAACAAGUUUUAAUAUAAGUUUUUAUAAAAAAAAUUAGCCUGUUAUGAAAAUCUUAAAAUUCAUUGGUUAGAAAGAAGGGAGAUAAUCUAAUUCAACAAAUCUGGGAAUUUUAUCAUAAUUACAAAAGGAAAGAGAAUAGAGCUGGUACUUUGAUAGUUAUUUCUUAGUAUUUCAUGAGACUGUUUUCUGAUGUACACUUCAGCUUUGGAUCUCGUACAAGGGACUAUCAAGUUUACAAUAGAAUUUUGAAUUGUUCAAAAAUAAUAAAAUUGAACAGUGUGGGGUUAUUCCUGUUAUUUCACUUUUUCCUAGACAAAUAAUCAACCAAUAAUAAUUUGAAAUUCCAAAUAGUGUAUUAAGAUUGCAUUUAUCUAAUGAAGACUAUCACUUUGUCAGUAAUGCCUUAAUGUUGUUUUUUUAUGUAUAAAAUAAUAUUGAACUGAGACAUGGUGUACAAAUAACAAAUGUAUUAUAAAGUAAAGUAUAUGUACAAUAGAAGAUUUUAGAAAUAGAUCAUUGCUCAUCAAAUGGCUGUUAUGUAAAAUAAACCAAUUGUAUAUUUUAAUAAUUGCUGAAUGGGUAGUGCAUCUGAAUGAAUGUCAGCGAUUUACUGUAUUAUGCAUGUGGAAAAUUUAUUUUACCAGAGAACACACAACAAUAUUUAUGUUUUAAAAUUAAGCCAAAGAUCACAAAUAAUAAUUACAAUACUGUAAAUUCAGAAAUUAUUGCAUGCAUUUAUUAUUGCUAUGUUGCCGUGACAGAAUAAAAUGUAAGAAUAAUUAUUGCGAUUACAGGAAAAGCUGCAUACAAAUAUAUGUCAGAUUUCAGAAUGCGAGUUCCAAUUAUUGCAAUACUCACGCAGUUGCAUUGUUUGCAAUAAUUAAAACGUUGCAAUAAUUUCUAAAUUUACAGUAAUAAUAAAGCAAUAUAUUUCAUAUGGUAAUUUGUCUGCUAAUGGAAUACAUAUUAUGAACUAAAUGUUUACUUGAUUAUUGUAAAAAGAGUGGAAUACAUUGUAUUUCUGUUAAUUUGUUAUAAAUAUUAAAAAUGUCAUUUUCUAUUUUUACGAAAUUAUACUUGAAAUAUGUAUGUGGUACUUUUACAGUUAACAUAAGAAUAACAAACAAACUUGGAACAUCAAACCUAAGUUCUACAUGUAUUUUCAUUAUAAUAAAUGUUUUGAAGAAUAACAUAACAUCACCUCACACUAUGACAGCAUGUUUGCAACCUGUAAACUUAAAUUGAGCUUGAUAGAUUUUUUUCUCUCAAAUAAUUACAUAUGAAUACUUUUUAAAGAAUAUAUAUUUCAAACUAAGUCUUUUUCGUAUUUUUGUUAUCUAUUUAAUUCACAUGUUUUGUUGAGAAUUUUCAUAUUAUGGAAAGUUAUUUUAUUUUCACUUUUUUUUUCAUGUGUGAUUGCUAAAUAUGUGACCUAAGUUUGAAUGUGACACUGAUGAAAGAAUGGUUGGUGUUUGUCUUUGAAAUGAAAGAAAAGAAUAAAAGACCUUAAAAAAGAA
Messenger RNA from Mytilus californianus (California mussel), 4323 nucleotides. RefSeq names its product transmembrane emp24 domain-containing protein 2-like. The coding region runs from base 78 to 695 and encodes 205 amino acids. The transcript is spliced from 4 exons. The record is from RefSeq and is a predicted model, not a curated record. Lineage: Eukaryota; Metazoa; Mollusca; Bivalvia; Mytilida; Mytilidae. Gene Ontology annotation, cellular component: endoplasmic reticulum-Golgi intermediate compartment; COPII-coated ER to Golgi transport vesicle; Golgi apparatus. Gene Ontology annotation, biological process: intracellular protein transport; endoplasmic reticulum to Golgi vesicle-mediated transport; Golgi organization.